CGAUUCUGGCUACCUCCGGUGCACAACGUACAGGGUUUUUUGAAGGAUCUGGAAUAGAAAACUGGCAACUAUGAAGCGAGUAAUAGUAUUGCUUUGCAUAGCUUCAAUAGCUAACGCAGGGCUAUUGGUAAAACGUCAAGAUUCACAACAACAACAACAACAACAAACCCAAGAAAUUAGGGAACUUCCAUCCCAACAAUUGAAGGAAGAAGCCCCGCCACAGCAAACUCAAGGACAACAGCCUCAGCGACCGCACGGACCACCCGAGACAAAAAUCAAGGGGGGACAGGAAACAAAACAGCAUACGGAUUCAAAACCUGAAAAGUUGCAGCAAUCUCAGCAAACUAAACAGUCUGAGGGUCUCAACCAUGGACCCAAAAGUGCCCAAGUGAAAGAGUCUCCACAGACUAAAACAUCUCAAGGAUCUUCAGAAACGAAACCACACCCAGGACCAAAGCGUACUGAUGUUAAAGAGCCUCCCCAAACCAAAACACCACAAGGAUCGUCGGAAACAAAAAAACACCCAGGACCGAAGCAUGCUGAUGUUAAAGAGCCUCCUCAAACCAAAACGCCCCAAGGAUCGUCAGAAACUAAAACUCACUCAGGACCAAAGCGUACUGAUGUGAAAGAACCCCCCCAAACCAAAACGUCACAAGGAUCGGAAGAAACUAAAACUCACCCAGGGCCGAAGCAUGCUGAUGUGAAAGAGCCUCCCCACGGAUCAGGGCAUCCUCAGGUUAAAGGAUCCCCUGAGACAAAAACGCAACAGGUAAAAGGUGAACCACAAACUAAAGAAACACAAGUCCAGCAGCAAACGAAGGGUUAGAUAACACUGGGUUAAAUAAAAUGACUUGAACGACAGUA
This is a messenger RNA of Anopheles merus, 864 nucleotides long. Its product is annotated as pollen-specific leucine-rich repeat extensin-like protein 1. Bases 71 to 826 code for a protein of 251 amino acids. NCBI's taxonomy places the organism in Eukaryota, Metazoa, Arthropoda, Insecta, Diptera, Culicidae. The record is from RefSeq and is a predicted model, not a curated record. The transcript has 2 exons.